AUGCUUGUGGAAGAGAAAGCCAAUACGCAAGUGAGCAUAGUGGUAUUUGAAGCCCAUAAUCAUAUGGACAGCAAAGCUGUGGAGCUGGUUUUGAUUAUGAUAAGUUCAAGGGCAGAAUACUUGAUUCUGGAUUCACUCCAUGGCAUCGCUGAUACGUAUGGCGGUUACACCGCGGAAUAUCACAACGCGCUCGGAUUCUUUGUUUUAACACCAAGCAGCAUCAAAACCAUGUUCUGGCUGAAUAAGCAUCGCCCUAAUGAGAGCCAACUGAACAAUAACAACGCAACGGCGAAUGAUUCUACUGCCGCGAAAGAGUCGUCCAAAGGUGCGCCCGUGCGAUCGGUAAAGGCAAAUUGGGUUAUGUAUCAGUUUGCCCAUGGAGGCGCCGGGAGCGCCUCAGUUAUCCAUAACCUGAGCGAGGAAGACGGAUCCAGUGUAGGAUUAACAGCAGAGCAGUGGGAGACAGAGGCUCUAUCAAUCCGAACCAGCUUUGAGAAGACUGUGGGCGAUAAAGGAUCAAAUUUCGCCAAGGGAUAUCAGCAACAAAAGCGCAGAGUCAAAACGAAAGAUGCAAUGGCCCAAAUCACAGGCCAACUCCUGACCAGCAUCAUCGCAGCCCUCAAAAAAAUGGCGGGCUUCGUCCUAGAUGGAGGAGCCAAGCUUGCGACCAAAUUCAAGGAAGUUAUAAACAAAACUAUUACAAUUCCGGUGAUUACUGCUGUUUAUAAACAGUUUAUCUCUGGAGGCCAUGAUCUCACCGUCCUCGACGCCAUUUCCUUUCUGGUGGCCAUUCCCACUACAAUUAUUUGGAAGCUGAUCAAGAACAACGGGACAUCCCCUCCAAUGUUCAAACCCGGUGACUUUAAGAAGCUUCUAGGCGGGUUGAAGAAGCCAACCACUAUGCAAGAGAUGCCAGUGCAGGAGAUGACAGACAAACCUAAUCUGCUCCCUUAUAACGAGUUCGCAAACAUUGUCAACGUCGUGGCCGGGGCGUUCGGAUUUGAAGACCUAUAG
Molecule: messenger RNA, 1014 nt
Organism: Penicillium arizonense
Lineage: Eukaryota; Fungi; Ascomycota; Eurotiomycetes; Eurotiales; Aspergillaceae
Exons: 5
Coding region: 1-1014 (337 amino acids)
Source: RefSeq, a predicted model, not a curated record